This is a messenger RNA of Talpa occidentalis (Iberian mole), 987 nucleotides long. RefSeq names its product chromosome unknown C9orf78 homolog (gene CUNH9orf78). Gene Ontology annotation, biological process: mRNA splicing, via spliceosome. The record is from RefSeq and is a predicted model, not a curated record. Lineage: Eukaryota; Metazoa; Chordata; Mammalia; Eulipotyphla; Talpidae. Gene Ontology annotation, cellular component: spliceosomal complex.
GCACCCGGGUCCACGGCUCAGCGGCUGGACCGCGGGGCCGGCGCCACUAUGCCGGUCACCGGGAAGACUUUUCGCCGGCGCCGGGCCGACUCAGAAUCGGAGGAAGAUGAGCAAGAUUCAGAGGAGGUUCGAUUAAAACUGGAAGAAACCCGAGAGGUGCAGAACUUACGGAAGAGACCCAAUGGGGUGAGUGCGGUGGCCCUGCUAGUGGGAGAGAAGGUACAGGAAGAGACCACACUAGUGGAUGAUCCCUUCCAGAUGAAAACCGGCGGGAUGGUGGACAUGAAGAAACUGAAGGAAAGGGGCAAAGACAAGAUCAGUGAAGAGGAAGACCUCCACCUGGGAACUUCCUUUUCCGCAGAAACCAACCGCAGGGACGAGGACGCCGACAUGAUGAAGUACAUCGAGACAGAGCUAAAGAAGAGGAAGGUCGUGGAUCACGAGGAGCAGAAAGUCAAGCCAAAGAACGCAGAGGACUGUCUUUACGAACUUCCAGAAAACAUCCGCGUCUCCUCGGCAAAGAAGACAGAGGAGAUGCUCUCUAACCAGAUGCUGAGCGGCAUCCCAGAGGUGGACCUGGCAUCGAGUACUGCGAAAAUAAAAAAUAUCAUUUCCACGGAGGACGCCAAGGCCCGGCUGCUGGCGGAGCAGCAGAACAAGAAGAAAGACAGCGAGACGUCCUUCGUGCCCACCAACAUGGCGGUGAAUUACGUGCAGCACAACCGAUUUUAUCAUGAGGAGCUCAAUGCCCCUAUCCGGAGAAACAAAGAAGAGCCCAAAGCCCGGCCCUUGCGAGUGGGUGACACAGAGAGGCCGGAGCCUGAGCGGUCCCCGCCCAACCGCAAGCGUCCCGCUAACGAGAAGGCCACGGAUGACUAUCACUAUGAGAAGUUCAAGAAGAUGAACAGGCGGUACUGAGAGGGACUUGGGGGGAGGGGGUGCUGGGGGAACAGUGCUGGAGGGAUGUGGAGAGCCGCCUUGCCCACC